AUGGGACUAAUAACAUUUGGAAAUCGGAUGCACAUAGUGUCUGAUCCAGAAAACUGUUUCAAAUUCCUGCAGCCCGCCUGCUUAUUCGCCACCGCCCAGAGCGUGCCGCCGCCGUCGCUGAGCCCGGCCGGCCGCCAGCCCUCGCCGGCUAGCAAGGCGGCAGCAGCUGCGCCCAAGCCAGUCAAGCGGCAGCGCUCGUCCUCCCCGGAGCUGAUGCGAUGCAAGAGGCGGCUCAACUUCAGCGGCUUCGGCUACAGCCUCCCGCAGCAGCAGCCGGCGGCCGUGGCGCGGCGGAACGAGCGGGAGCGGAACCGGGUGAAGCUGGUGAAUCUGGGCUUCGCCACCCUCAGGGAGCACGUCCCCAACGGGGCGGCCAACAAGAAGAUGAGCAAAGUGGAGACGCUGCGCUCGGCCGUCGAGUACAUCCGCGCCCUGCAGCAGCUGCUGGACGAGCACGACGCCGUCAGCGCCGCCUUCCAGGCCGGGGUGCUGUCCCCCACCAUCUCGCCCGGCUACUCCCACGACAUGAACUCCAUGGCAGGCUCCCCCGUCUCCUCCUAUUCCUCCGACGACGGGUCCUACGACCCGCUGAGCCCCGAAGAGCAGGAGCUCCUGGACUUCACCAACUGGUUCUGAGCUCUGGCUGCAGCAGGACUGUUGCAAAAACAAAAUGCAUUUUCCCCCCCAGCGGAAGGGGAAAUACAUAGCACACGAGGAGCUUGUCUCUGCUCUCCAAGAACGCUGAAGCACUCACUGCCUUUGCACUCCGGUCAGUUUCACAAGACCAAGAUGGAUCUGAAAGCUGCGGGGACCAGGGCACGAUGAAGCAUGUGUCCUCAAAAACAUGUGUCAUCCUAUCCAUCUAAGGAAGAGCACUGCCUAGCCUCAACAUAGAGAGGGGCUCUUCCCCCACCCCGCACCCCCACUACAGUUGUAGCCCUUAAAGACUGGUGUUCAUUGCGCUAUGGUCACAGUUAGUUUCCUAACGUUUGUGGAGAUUUUGAAAUUAAACUAUGCUGUACUCAAAGAACCCUCUAAAGUCACCCCUCUCCCCAUCACUUUGACUUUUUCCUACCAUUUUCAUCAUCGAAUGCUUCCAAUCCUUUUUUUGUGAAUUUUUUAUUAUAAGAAAAUCUAUUUGUAUCUAUCCUAACCAGUUUGGGGAUAUAUUAAGCUAUUUUUGUACAUAAGAGAGAAAUUUAUAGAGGUUUUUUUGUACAAAUGGUUUAAAAUGUGUAUAUCUUGAGACUUUUUUUAAAAAAUAUGUAAUGCUUAUUACCUCUUGAUAUUUAGACAUGUAGUCAACAUUACCUUUACCUUACAACUGCCAUUUUUGUAUGUGGUUUUGUAAAGGACUUGGAAUUCCUCCAGAUGUACUUUAGCACCAACGUGUCUUACUUUAUAGAAACUUUGUUAAUGUAUUAAUAAUGUUUAUUAAACAAUGUUCAAAGUGAACAAAGUUUAUGCAGCUAUUGUCCAAACACCAAAAUGGUAGCCAUUUGUUUUUAUAUGCUGCCUUUUGAAAAAAAGAAAGAAAAAGGAAGAAAAAAGCCCUUAUA
Molecule: messenger RNA, 1559 nt
Organism: Chelonoidis abingdonii (Abingdon island giant tortoise)
Lineage: Eukaryota; Metazoa; Chordata; Testudines; Testudinidae
Gene: ASCL1
Product: achaete-scute family bHLH transcription factor 1
Biological process (GO): neuron differentiation; regulation of neurogenesis; positive regulation of transcription by RNA polymerase II
Cellular component (GO): RNA polymerase II transcription regulator complex
Molecular function (GO): RNA polymerase II transcription regulatory region sequence-specific DNA binding; DNA-binding transcription factor activity, RNA polymerase II-specific; protein dimerization activity
Source: RefSeq, a predicted model, not a curated record